Messenger RNA from Oncorhynchus tshawytscha (Chinook salmon), 1386 nucleotides. Its product is annotated as C-type lectin domain family 4 member E. NCBI's taxonomy places the organism in Eukaryota, Metazoa, Chordata, Actinopteri, Salmoniformes, Salmonidae. The transcript is spliced from 6 exons. The coding region runs from base 256 to 981 and encodes 241 amino acids. The record is from RefSeq and is a predicted model, not a curated record.
CUCAAACAGACUUCAGAGCGGUACCAGUGGAGACGCAUAUCAGAGUAACUACUCAGCUGAUUGUAAUUGAAGUUAGAAUCAUAAAAUAGAUAUUACCAUUAGGAGUCAGUUAGAAAGGUAAUCAUACAGUAAGUUAAUACCGUAAGUACAAGUAAGUUAGAAUCAUAGAUAUUACAAUAUCAGGUCAGUCAGACUGAAUUAGUUGAUUCAUUGAUUGAUUGGUUUAAUCAUUGAUAUUCGGUACGGUUAGAUAAGAUGGCCGACUACAUCAACAAACAGGUGAUUGAAUUAAACAAAGUUAAUGAAGAAAACCGGAACAGAGCAACGAGGAGCGUGAAGACUGAGACUCAUCUCUCAGAUGGAAGACUAAGACUCUACAGGCUGGCUGCUGUGUGUUUUGGAGUGCUGUGUCUUCUACAAGUCACCCUUAACAUCUCCCUGAGGCUGGCUUUCUAUAACAGAGGAAAUGAGACUGUGGAGAGAGACCAGCUACAGACCAGUUACAACACACUGACUGAAGAGAGAGACCAGCUUCAGAAGGAAAGAGAUGAUCUCAUGAGAAAGUUCUCUAAUCUGAAACAAACCUGUCCUGAUGGCUGGCAGAAGUUCAACUCCAGUUGGUACUUCCUGUCUACUGUGACUAAAACCUGGAAGGAGAGCAGAGAGGACUGUCGGGAGAGAGGAGCCGACCUGGUGAUCGUAAACAGUGAUAUGGAACAGCAGUUUCUCUUAGGCCUCAAUAAGGGAGCCUGGAUUGGUCUGACUGACUCUGUUACUGAGGGGACCUGGAGAUGGGUGGACGACACCCCACUGACCAUAAGUUACUGGCACUCACAGCAACCUGAUAAUGGUCGUGACGACCCAAAAAAUGGGGAGGAGGACUGUGUUGAGCUGAACACAGAAACCUGGCUUCCUGCAAAGGCAUGGAAUGACCAGUCAUGUUUAGACAAUCGUCACUGGAUUUGUGAGAAAGUGGUUUAACAACACCAUGACAACAGAGCACCUUACAGAGCACCUUACAGUGCUCACAACUUCAUUCUCUCUCUCUCUCUCUAAGACACACACACGCACACACACCAACACACUGCUAGUACUGUACUGAGUGGCAAACAACCUGAUAAUGGUUGUGAACCAGGAUAUACUGUAACAAGGACUGUGCUGAUAAUGUGUUAAUAUUGGGUAUUCUGAGCCUGUAUAUAAAUAUUCUGACAUAUCAUUUACCUCUCUUCAUAACUGUAUUUGUGAAGAGUUAUACAGUAGCUCAUUAUAUAGUAGUGCUACAGUGCUAAUGCAUCUCUCUCUAGGUAAACAGUGUGUAGACAUAUUGUCAUCUGUAAAAUGCUUGUAUUCAUUGUUUUAAAUAGAAACAUGUUAUGUGAUUUGUCA